Messenger RNA from Alosa alosa (allis shad), 1104 nucleotides. It is a transcript of the gene marveld1, whose product is annotated as MARVEL domain containing 1. The record is from RefSeq and is a predicted model, not a curated record. Gene Ontology annotation, molecular function: structural constituent of myelin sheath. Gene Ontology annotation, biological process: myelination. Gene Ontology annotation, cellular component: membrane. The transcript has a single exon. Lineage: Eukaryota; Metazoa; Chordata; Actinopteri; Clupeiformes; Clupeidae. The coding region runs from base 512 to 1006 and encodes 164 amino acids.
GUGUUCCAGCUGUGCUCGCAGAGGAAGCGGAAGAAACGACACUCUUCAAGUUUCAAACGCCUGAGGCUGCGGAGCAAAGGAAAACUCUCUCAACACACACACGCACACACACACACACGCGCGCGCACGGACACACACACACACACACACACACACACACACACACACACACGGACACACAAACGCGCGUGUGUGAGCGACGUCUGUGGAUCGGGGAUCGCCAGCCGUUAUCUCCCUUUCAUCUGUCUUCAAGACGUCACGCCACUCCCCAGCGCAAGAGAGAGAGAAAGGAAGAAACGCGACGGAGCGACGGAGCGACGGAGGGGUGGAAGAAGAGAGAGACCCCGGGAGAGAGAGAGAGAGAGAGAGAGAGAGAGGAAGAAAGAAAGAGACUGAAAGAGGGAGAGAGAGCGAGAGACACUAAGUUGGCGGAGGAACCUAUUGCUGGUGGGGGGCUGCUGAGUGUGUGUGUGUGAGUAAGUGUGUGUGUGUGUGUGUGUGUGUGUACAGGAUGGCCCCUCAGGCUGACGCGCCGAGUGGGAACGACAUUCUGAGCCGCCUGCGGAGUGUGUGUGGAGUGCUGCGUCUCCUCCAGCUGUUGCUAGGCGCUGGCGUCUGGGUUACCAUCGCCGCCAACAGGUACGAGGGUUCCGUCCACUUCGUCCUGCUGGUGGCCGUCCUCUUCUGGCUGUUGUCCCUGGCGUCGCUCGCGAUCACCGCUCUCGACCGGCAGAGCCUGGUGCCGCUGGUCGGUGGCGACCGAUGGCCACUGAGCAACCUGGUCCUGGACGUCGCGGCGACGGUCCUCUACGGUCCGGCGGUGGGCAUCAUGGCGUACAAGACACAGAAGAACGCCUUCUGCAACCUGGAGCAGUACAAGCACGCCUGCCACUACAAGGUCUACCUCACGGCCACCGUCUUCGCCGGACUGACUGCGCUCGCAUACCUGCUGUCCGCCAUCUACCGCGCCGUCACCAAGUGCCGUGGACACACACCCUCCGCCUGAGGGGCCACCACUGCCUGGACGGGGGGGCUUUAACCCUGGCAGGAAAGACCCCCAGAAACUGAAGAAUGCAGGAACAAACAGAAAGAGAGAAAGAGAGG